AUGGCCGGAUCGGCACCCCUACAAGAUGUUUCUCCAAACCUCACUUUGGUUUUUGUAGCGUUGACGUCUGUCGCUGGCUACAACUGCCUGGAGCUAUUUUCUGGAUCCUCGACUCCUUCAAGCACCGAACCUGUCACCAUCGUUGGUCUCGCAAUCGGAUACUUCUGCAUGGUCACGAGCCUGUCGAUGGUCCUCGACUCGCCCCCUGGAAGUUUUAUUCAUCUCCGCAUCCUUUAUAACCAACAAGCGCUUGGGACAAGCCACCCCUCGCCUUCGAGCGAAUCGCCCCAGCCGGCUCCAUCUUAUGCGAGUACAUCAUUCUGGGCAUAUUACGAAGCUAUCCGCAGCCUCAAACCCAUCAUGGAAGUCAAGGGGCGUGAAGGCCGCAAAGUGUUGAACAUUGUAACCAUCAUAAAUGUCAUUUUCACCCUACUUGAUGGCGGUGCGAUCGCAACUCAAAUCGACAAUCAUUAA
Molecule: messenger RNA, 474 nt
Organism: Aspergillus tanneri
Lineage: Eukaryota; Fungi; Ascomycota; Eurotiomycetes; Eurotiales; Aspergillaceae
Exons: 3
Coding region: 1-474 (157 amino acids)
Source: RefSeq, a predicted model, not a curated record